Pristis pectinata (smalltooth sawfish) is the source of this 4104-nucleotide messenger RNA. RefSeq names its product transmembrane protein 132C-like. The transcript has 9 exons. The record is from RefSeq and is a predicted model, not a curated record. NCBI's taxonomy places the organism in Eukaryota, Metazoa, Chordata, Chondrichthyes, Rhinopristiformes, Pristidae. The coding region runs from base 191 to 3526 and encodes 1111 amino acids.
UCUCUCUUCUUUUGGGCACCUUCCUUUUGAUUUGGAGUGGCUGCUCUGCAACUUUGAGACUCACUGUCCUCGGCGCGGACAGGAUUGAACAGUGCAUGGAGUUUUAAACUGCAGCUUUUCAAAGUCUCCUGGUAACGGGAGACAGUUGAGUUGUCCCAUUGGGAGGAUCACCAGGAAUUCCCGGGGCAAUAUGCGGACUUUGGGAUUUUCAAAGCUUGCUACUCUUCGUCUUUGCAUGGCUGAGAUUUUGAUUUUUGCCGCGUUGCUCUGCAAAGUUGUACAGAACCGUGGGGUCACAGGUAUUGUGGAGACUGCACAGAAGUUUUCUUCACUUCCGGUAUAUCUACCAGUAAACUACCGAAUUCAAAAAGCUGAAAGUUCAUUUUUUCUAAAAGAAGCCAACCAGGAAAUCAUGCGCAACUCUAGUUUGCAGUUCCGCAUGGAACCCUUUUUCAUCCAUGAAGCCAAGACUCCUCCUGUGAUUAAUGUCAGUUACGGACCUUAUGCUGUGGAACAAGUCGUGCCCAGGGCUCUCCUGCAACCUUCUGAUCUGUUCAGCAUGGUUGAUAAGUUCACUUUCAACUGGAAAAUCAAAGCAAAUAUCAUUGAUGAUAAAGUUUAUUCCAAUCGGCCGAUAGUGCAGAUUUUAUUUUAUAUCACAGGCCGAGACUGGGAUGAUUACAGUGUUAAUGAUAAUCUUCCCUGCAUACGUGUAUAUGCAUUUCGGGAAACAAGGGAAGUCAGAAACAGUUGCCGUCUAAAAGGAGAUCUCGGAUUGUGCAUCGUAGAACUGGAACUUCUGCCCUCUUGGUUUAAUCCUCCCACUGUGGUACCUGGUCGCAAAAGGAUAACUGAUCACUCUGAGGGAACGCCAGUGGAACUUUAUUACUUGGUACAGGAUACUGACGAAGAUGGCGAUUGUGAUGCAGAAGACACACGAAAGGACAAUGCUAUCCGGCCAGGGCGUGAUGAUGUUGAUGAAACACUCCACUCUCUGCAACGUAUUGGCAGUGUCCGACUACACCAAGGAUCUGGGGACCCACAGCGAACAGAAAUGAGGCUGGACAAUAAUGUCAUCAUCUCAGUAUUACAAAGGCCUGUCAAGCAAGGCGAAGUUGUCACUUUUUAUGUGUCACUGGCUAGCAGCUCAACUGUGAAUCGGUUCACACUGCGGGCGAAAGCCAAAAAAGGUGUGAACAUUGUUGAUAUAAGACCCAGCAUUCCAACCUUGUGGGAAGUUAAACAGGAGAUGGGAAAUGGUGGGAAACACUCCGUUGCAACUGUUACUUGCCAGAGGAAACUCGAUGCUUCCAAUAACAGAAUUGAUGGGGUUUCUUAUGAAAUAAUGCAGAUGGACUUUGAAAUGGAUAACUUCAGCAGUCUGUCAGUCACUCGCCGAAUCAUGUGGCAGGUGGAAUAUCCCGGGAAGCCCUCACAGAUAGACCAGGACAAGGCUGUGUCAGAACUGCACAUUAGUCAGAGGGACAUCACCAAAAUUGUUCCUCUUGCCAUGAGCACCGAAAUCCUUAACACUGCAAUUCUAACUGGCAAAACAGUGGCAGUUCCUGUAAAAGUCAUUGUGGUGGAGGAAGACAGCACUGUAACAGAUGUGUCAGAGUUUGUGGCAUGUAAAUCAUCAGACCAAAAUGUGCUGAAGGUUUCUGACAGAUGUGACUAUGUCCUGGUGAAUGGAAAAGAGAUGCGGGGCAAAGUGAAUGCCAUCGUCAAUUUUACUUACGAGCAUUUGAGUGCGCCGCUGGAAAUCACUGUGUGGGUGCCUCGGCUUCCCCUUCAGAUUGAGGUCUCUGACACUGAGCUCAGUCAGAUCAAGGGAUGGCGAGUCCCCAUCGUCUCAAGUAAAAGGCCAACACGAGACAGUGAUGAUGAGGAUGAUGAUGAGAAGAAAGGGAGAGGAUGUACCCUGCAAUACCAGCGUGCCAUGGUGAGGGUCCUUACGCAGUUCGUAGCAGAAACCUUGGACCCAGGUGGGCAGCUGGCCUACAUGUUAGGGAAUGACUGGCAGGCCGACAUCACAGACCUGGUGACUGACUUUCUGAAAAUGGACAACCCGCGAAUUGCAAAGCUGGAGGGUGGGAGAAUCCUCAGCGGGCAAGAACUCGGAAUGGCUACGAUUCAGGUGCUGUCUCCACUUUCUGAUUCUAUCCUGGCUGAAAGAACAAUAACUGUCAUCGAGGAGAAGGUGACUGUUACGGACCUUGGAAUUCAAGUCGUGGCGGGACUUUCCCUUUCCUUCCAGCUGAGUGCCGGCAGCAACCGUGUCAUCACUGCAAUAGCGACAGCAAAGGAACAGCUUCACACCCCAAAGCAGGAAGCAAUAAUCAGUAGUUGGAUCCAGUUCAGUGACAACAGUCUGACUCCAUUGGAUAUUUAUGAUCCCAAGGACUAUACUCUCACUGUCACUUCAAGGGAAGAGGCCAUCAUCUCAACGUAUCAGGAUUUGCAGUUGCGAUGGCCAGUCGUCACGGUGGAGGGAGAAGGCCAAGGCAACCUGCUGAAAGUUGAAUUAGUAAUCUGUGAAGUCUGCCAGAAAUCCAAACGGAAAAGUAUCCUGGCAGUAGGAAAUAGCAACAUUGAGGUCAAAUUUGGUCAGAAUAACGUGGGUCCAAAGAGUGGCAGCGAUGACUACGGUGGGAAUGGAGAACUGGAGAACCGGGCAAGUGACCGGAGGCAAAAGAAUGUAGACCAGGAGCGGGCAGGGCAUAAUGGACGGUACUUCAGCAGUGCAACUGCAGAUCGGGAGGAGAGCUCAAUGAGGAAAGUGAGCACAACAACCAAAGCUUCAGUCAACAGGAACCAGGGCAGAACAGACCAGCUCUCAGAAGGUGGUAGCCAACUCCAAAACAUUCCGCUGGAUGCUGCCAAUUUCCCCUCACAUGACCUAACCAGGAUCUCUGGGGAUAGUGAAAGCUUGGAUGAAAAUGAUCUGGUGCAGGCCCCAAGAGGUCUGACAGACUUGGAGAUUGGAAUGUAUGCUCUAUUGGGUGUUUUUUGCCUGGCUAUUCUUGUCUUUUUAAUUAACUGUGUCAUGUUUGCUUUGAAGUACCGGCAUAAGCGAAUUCCCUCAGAGGCACAAGGAACCAUGAAUCAUUCCCAUGACUGGGUUUGGUUAGGUAAUGAGACAGAGCUGCUGGAGAACACUGCUGAUAUAUCCCCACAACAGCUCUGUGAACACACAACAGUAAUAGACAGGGUAGCAGGUUUUGAGGAGAGCAAUCAUCUGCUCAAUGGAGGAACCCAGAAGAACAUCCAAGGGCAGGUACACAGGUCUGCCCUCUCCAGUGAUGGAAAGGACCGCAAGGAUGAACCUUUGAAUUCCCCCACCACAAAACGGAAACGGGUAAAGUUUACAACAUUUACUACAAUCCCACCAGAUGAUGGAUGUCCUGCAACAAAUUCUGUUCUUCUGGGUAAUGAAGAAGAUAUUAAAUGGGUGUGCCAGGACAUGAGCUUGGGAGACUCGCAUGAACUGAGAAAUUACAUGGAGAGAAUACAUGACAAAGUGUAACUGUGUUAUCCAGUCUGUUUUCAUUCUUUGCUCACCUUUAUGCCUUCAGUUUUGAGUAAUUGUGCAGGAAAUCCAGUCAGGAAUGGGACCAGUUUGUGAGAAUUAAAUACUGGCAGCAAAGCACAGGACUACAACAGGUAUCAGACAAAUCAACAGUGAUGACCUGUAACGAAUAAUAUCCAUCAAAAUCAAAAUUCACGAGAAUUAGGAUGACAUUUGGAUAGACAAUGAAAAGAAGAGGCUAACAGUAAGGAUGUGUAUGAAUUCAGCAAAUGGAAACAUAAACACAAGUACAGAAGUGCUGACGGAAGGAAUAAAUGCCAGAUUCACUUGGAAUGGGAACUUUGGGAAGGGGCAGUGAACAGAAGACAGUGCACAAUAAACUGAAUAAACAUUAAAAAUGAGCACUCCUGUUCAGUGACACCUUCCACAACGGGAAGGACUAUGGAAGAAGCACUUCUGAUUGGAUGACACUAUGGCAGUAGUCCAUGGGAGCUGGCUCUUAACACUAAUGUCUUAAUGACCAGCUCCAAAUGUAAUCAUUUUAUAUGAUUUGUUAAUUUUGGACUUCAGUUGUA